AUGGAUUAUUACGAUACGGACGAAAAGCAUUGGAUAACAACAAACUAUCCUAUGCAUCGUAGUUACUCGGAAGAAAGAAAUUUAGAGCUUGAGCGAUUUGAUAUUUUUCAAGCUUUUUUAGAUUUUCAAAAUCAUUAUUCAAACUCAAACUACAGAACAUCAAAUAAAUUAUUGACAGUCAUCAUAACUUACUGUAAAAAUGCUAUUAUGCGAGUUAGAGAUAUCAUUGACUCUCACAUUAUCGAAUUUUUAUUGACCAAAGUUAUUGAUCCAGUCGUUUUACCAAUUGUCAUCAAGAAACAUCCAGAAAUUUCUCAGAUCCGAAAUAAUUCAUUUACACUAUUGCUAGAACUCUGCCAAACAAAAGGAAUAAUAGAAUUUUUAUGUGAGAUGCACAUAUUCCAGAAAUAUGGCAGCAAAUUAAAGAUAACAACAGAUAACUAUACGAUAUUAAGCAUUUCUGCUUUGUUUUGUAAAAUAAUUCAAACAAAUCUUAAUUGCGCGUUAUCUGCUGUCAAUGAUGGCAUUAUUAUUAAUGCCAUAUCAUCGAUCGAAUACUUUUGUUCGACAGGCUACAUUGGCUUCUUUUGUAAAUAUGUUAACAGUAAUAUUUAUAUUCUUAAGUAUCUGUUUAGUUAUCAUGAUCUUAUAUCAAAAGCACAAGUGCAAUCUAUCAUUUCGACCAUGUUAAAACUACUAAUUACAACAUCUUCAGAUGAAGUAAGUCCAAUUGACAAAAGAAACGAAAUAUUGAAGAGUAUCGUUGGAUUGGUAGCAAAGGUAAUUAAUUACGAUCAUUACUAUCUAGAAAUUUUGACUUCUACAGGAAUAAUGUUUUAUUUGGCUUCUCUUUUAAACAAAGUCGUUUACGAAAGAAUAUGGGCAGAUAUAUAUGAUAUAUUCGCUCAAUCACUAAGUUUGGCUUUGCCAAAUCCACAAAUUUUGACAACUUUGUUAAAUCUUCUGAAUUUCGAAGCAUUGGUCGGCCAAUUCCUUCAAAAUCCUUUGAAGGACUAUUCACCAAGCAUACUAAAGCUGAUACAUUGCAUGCUUCUCGCUGAAAAUUCUCAUUUUAUCAACUUUAAUUUUGAAAGAUUUGGAGAAGUAAUUGCAGAAAACUAUGACUCCUUUUCCCUUUUAAUGAAAAGAAUCGUCAUCAGCCUCGUUAAUUAUUUAAUUUCAUAUAAUAUUCCAUUUUUUGAACAAUUAUUUGGAAAUGAAGUUAUUUUCGAGUUCCCAUCAACAUUAUCAACACUAGAGACACAUGAACAAGAAGAAUUUGCAAAAAAUCUUUAUUUUGCACUUAAUAACGCAAAUUCUCAGCGAAAAAUCGAAAAAUACUUCAUCAACAAAUUUGCAAAUGAAUACGAAUCUUUUAUUGAUUCACUAGAAGAUAUUUCAUCCGAAGAAACUUCUGUUGUUUUAGAAAAUUUGAAAAAACUAUUGGAAAUAGAAUAA
Molecule: messenger RNA, 1458 nt
Organism: Trichomonas vaginalis G3
Lineage: Eukaryota; Parabasalia; Trichomonadida; Trichomonadidae
Exons: 1
Coding region: 1-1458 (485 amino acids)
Source: RefSeq, a predicted model, not a curated record